Messenger RNA from Sphaeramia orbicularis (orbiculate cardinalfish), 1260 nucleotides. RefSeq names its product chromobox homolog 3a (HP1 gamma homolog, Drosophila) (gene cbx3a). The transcript has 5 exons. The record is from RefSeq and is a predicted model, not a curated record. NCBI's taxonomy places the organism in Eukaryota, Metazoa, Chordata, Actinopteri, Kurtiformes, Apogonidae. Gene Ontology annotation, cellular component: nucleus. Bases 243 to 776 code for a protein of 177 amino acids.
GGGGACAUUAGCUAACUGGAGUAGCUUUUUGGCGCCAGUAGUUCCGUAGUCGGCACGUCCAGAGGAGGCUGACCGCGUGGCGAAGAAGCAUUAGUAAAGCUGCACUAUUUUAUCAUUUUAAAGGGUGCGUAGGCUGAAUGACUCAUUUUAAUCCCCGCAUCUUGCAGCAUAUAGCUUGAAUCUAAUCGCGUGACCACAUUAUCUUAGUUUUAGAAGUUGGAAUAGGCAGCGCAGUUUUAACAAUGGAAACAAUGGGCAAAAAGCAGGCCAGCAAAGGGAAGAAGGAUGCACCAGAGGCACAAGCAGAACCAGAAGAAUUUGUUGUGGAAAAAGUCCUUGACCAACGUAUUGUCAAUGGGAAAGUGGAGUUCUUCUUGAAGUGGAAAGGAUUUACAGAGGCUGACAAUACGUGGGAGCCAGAGGAGAAUCUGGAUUGCCCAGAACUGAUUUCAGCAUUUUUGGAAGCGCAGAAGAAUGUCACGGAGAAACCAGCUUCUGUGAAAAGAAAGUCAUCAACAGAUGAGCCAGAGACGGAAGCAAAGAAGAAAGAUGCAAACGAGAAACCCCGAGGAUUUGCUAGGAACCUUGAACCAGAGAGGAUCAUUGGGGCAACAGACAGCAGCGGGGAGUUGAUGUUCUUGAUGAAAUGGAAAGACUCGGAUGAAGCAGAUUUGGUUCCUGCCCGUGAAGCCAACACGCGCUGUCCACAGGUGGUCAUUUCCUUCUAUGAGGAGAGACUGACGUGGCAUUCCUGUCCAGAAGAUGAGGCUCAGUAACGUUAACCUCUCAACCUGGCUGUCCUUUGCAUUAACUACUCCCAUUUUUCUUAGUACAGAAUUUUCUCCUCUGGCUUGCCUUUAAACUUUAGUGGUCUUAGUUGUUUUUCCAAGAAAUUCCAACGUUUGCAUUCUAAGACAGACUGGACGAGCAGCGUUGUAUAUUAUUAGUACAUUAGGUGACGUGACUGUUAUAGCGCAUGUUCUAAAACGUGAAUGCAAUCUGUCUUCCGUUUAUUGUUUUAAUGAGUUGUUACAGCAGGUAAGUGCUGACAUGAGUUACAACCACCACCUGCAUUUAUACCCAGUGUCUUUUUGUAAAAUGUGGAUAGCUAAUUAGACGUUUAGUUGCCCACAGCUGGGUUAUCAAUGUUAAAUUCAUGUAAAACUAUGAUUCUUUAGUGUUUUUUUUCCUCAUAAUAUGACUGUUGUCUGUAAUAUGGUAUUUGAAGUUAUAAUAAAGGUUUUAUGUGACCAAAAGACA